AUGGCUACCUCAAUCAAAGUCGCUACAGCAAAGAUCGUGGAGCAGAGGACUCAUCAGAUACCUGGUAAGCUACGGGUCACGGAGCACUUCUUUGAUGUACCAAAAGACUACUCAAAACCUAAUGCUGGGACCAUUCGUAUCUUCGCUCGUAGUGUUCGAAAGCACGAGUCUCCUGUAGACCACAGCGAACACGACGAGAAGAAGAGCCAACUUCCAUGGAUGGUCUUUCUAAAUGGCGGUCCUGGAGGCCCUUGCAAACACCCAAGUGCCUACCCUUUCACCUGGACCAUCUUGGAUAAAGGCUACCAAAUGCUCUAUCUCGAUCAGAGAGGUACUGGUCUCAGCACCCCAAUCACUGCCAGUACUCUGGGCAUGCGCGGAGAGAACGACGUACAGGCAAAGUACCUCAAGCUCUUCCGUGCCGACAGUAUCGUAAGAGACUGCGAGGCUAUCCGUCAGUCUCUGACUGCAGAGUACCCACCAGAGAAGCGGAAGUGGAGCAUCAUGGGACAGAGCUUUGGCGGAUUCUGCAGCAUCACGUACCUCUCGUUCUACCCACAAGGACUGCGAGAAGCCUUCAUCUAUGGCGGUCUCCAGCCUCUAGUCAAGCAGCCUGAUCCUGUUUACAAAGCACUUUACAAGAGGGUCGCCAAAAGAAAUCUGAAUUACUACGAAAAGUACCCCGAAGACGUCGACAGAGUCAAGACAAUCAUCAAGUACUUGCAACGCUUUGGCGACGGAGUGAUCAAGUUGCCGACUGGUGGAAACCUAACUGCAAGACGCUUCCAGCAGAUGGGUAUCAUCUUUGGGAUGCAUGGAGGAUUCGAUGCCGUGCAUGAAGUUGUCCUGCGUGCUGCCUACGACAUCGAGGCUUUUGGCCAUUUGACCAGAGGCACGCUCUCCGGCGUUGACGCCCUUACAUCUUUCGACGAAGGAGUCGUGUACGCCAUUCUGCACGAGCAAAUCUAUUGUGAAGGCGAAGCACCCAACUGGUCUGCUGAACGCAUGCGUAAUGAGUUCCCCGAAUUCGAGAUCACCUCUGAUGGUCCCGUCUACUUUACCGGCGAAAUGAUAUUCAGCUGGAUGUUCGAGGAUUACAGCGAGCUUCGCAAGAUCCAAGAUGUGGCCAACCGUGUAGCGACAGACUCUGACUGGCCUGCCUUGUUCGACGAAGAGCAGCUCAGCAAGAACGAGGUUCCUGUAUACGCGGCCGUCUACCAAGAAGAUAUGUAUGUCGACUAUGACUACUCUCGCGAGACGGCAGAGAAGAUCAAGGGCUGCAAGACGUUUACAACCAAUGUCAUGUACCACAAUGCUAUCCGCAGCAAGGCCGACGAGGUCAUCAGGCAGUUGUUUGACUUGAGGGACGAUGUCAUUGACUAA
This is a messenger RNA of Aureobasidium namibiae CBS 147.97, 1383 nucleotides long. Its product is annotated as alpha/beta-hydrolase. The record is from RefSeq and is a predicted model, not a curated record. Gene Ontology annotation, biological process: proteolysis. Bases 1 to 1383 code for a protein of 460 amino acids. The transcript has 5 exons. Gene Ontology annotation, molecular function: peptidase activity. NCBI's taxonomy places the organism in Eukaryota, Fungi, Ascomycota, Dothideomycetes, Dothideales, Saccotheciaceae.